Molecule: messenger RNA, 339 nt
Organism: Malassezia globosa CBS 7966
Lineage: Eukaryota; Fungi; Basidiomycota; Malasseziomycetes; Malasseziales; Malasseziaceae
Exons: 1
Coding region: 1-339 (112 amino acids)
Molecular function (GO): enzyme regulator activity; calcium ion binding
Source: RefSeq, a predicted model, not a curated record
AUGGCAUGCUUACGGUGUAUAGACGGGGAUGGAAGCAUCACAACGAAAGAACUAGGCACUGUGAUGCGUUCACUGGGUCAAAACCCAACUGAGGCAGAAUUGCAAGACAUGGUGAAUGAAAUUGAUGCUGAUGGCGACGGCACCAUUGACUUUCCUGAGUUUCUCACGAUGAUGGCUCGCAAGAUGAAGGACACAGAUAGUGAAGAGGAAAUCAAGGAGGCUUUUCGCGUAUUUGACAAGGAUGGUAAUGGCUUCAUCAGUGCAGCAGAGCUGCGUCAUGUGUACGUAUGGGGACACAGCAAUGUGAUCGAUUUCAAGGUUCACUGUGUGCAAGACUAA